UUCCACAUUCCAGCUGGUUGCCAUGUUCGACUUCCUCAAGCGACCGACUCUGGAGGAUGAGCUCUUCAAGAUGCGCUUCACGGCCAAGUCCCUUGUGCGCAACUCGAAGAAGUGCGAGAAGAACCAAAUCGCCCAGAAACUCAAAUUGAAGCAAGCCAUUGAGAAGGGUAACAUGGAAGGCGCCAAGAUUUACGCCCAGAAUGCCAUCCGCGAGAAGACGCAGGCCCUGAGCUACCUUCAGCUGAGCUCCCGCAUCGACGCGGUGGCGGCGCGUGUCCAAACGGCCAUCAGCAUGGGCAACCUGAAGUCGAAUAUGUCUGGCGUCGUCAAAGGAAUGAACGUCGUGAUGGAUUCGAUGAACGUCGAGAAGAUCUCCAAGACCAUGGACCAGUUCGAGCGGCAGUUCGAAGACCUCGAUGUCCGCGCGGCCUACAUGGAAGGCGCGAUGAACAGCACAACGGCCGGCGCCACCCCCGCCGAUCAAGUGGACGAUCUCAUCCAGAUGGUAGCGGACGAGAAUGGGUUGGUCAUCGCCGGCCAACUCGACUCGGCUGGAGCAGUGGGAUCCCACGUGUCAGUGGCAGCCCCCGCCGCAGCGCAAGCCACGGACGACCUAACAGCACGUUUAGCGGCGCUACGAAAGGCCUAAGCCACUCUAAUUCGAGGACUUCCAUAAAGUAUAUGACUUGUAUUGCCGAACUUUGCAGAUGCGAGUGCCUUGAUAAAAAACCUUGUGCCAUAUUAUUAUGGAGGAAUAUCUGUGGUUGAGUUAGUUGUGAGACUCCCACCUUCUCACUACCGUAUAUCUUAUGGAUCAGUAGAUACCCUUUAAAUUGCAGUAGCGGUCGAAAAAGUAAUUUAGAGAGAUUGUAC
This is a messenger RNA of Aphanomyces astaci, 873 nucleotides long. RefSeq lists its product as hypothetical. Gene Ontology annotation, biological process: endosome transport via multivesicular body sorting pathway; protein transport; late endosome to vacuole transport. NCBI's taxonomy places the organism in Eukaryota, Oomycota, Saprolegniomycetes, Saprolegniales, Verrucalvaceae. The transcript has a single exon. The record is from RefSeq and is a predicted model, not a curated record. Gene Ontology annotation, cellular component: multivesicular body; ESCRT III complex. The coding region runs from base 23 to 649 and encodes 208 amino acids.